AUGGAUUACGAGGAAACUUUUGCCCCAAUUGCGAAAAUGACAACAGUUCGCACUCUUAUUGCUGUCGCUUCCGUUCGUAGGUGGAAUAUAACUCAAAUGGAUGUUAAGAAUGCUUUCUUCAAUGGAGAUCUUCAAGAAGAGGUUUUUAUGGUUCCUCCACCUGGUGUCCCUCACAAACCUGGAUUUCAUCGUAGUCAUCAUGAUUCAGCAUUGUUCAUCAAGUGUACAGAUCGAAUCCGUAUUCUUCUAUCUUUAUACGUUGAUGAUAUGAUUAUUACAGGUGAUGAUAUUGACGGGAUUGGGCUCUUGAAAUCCGAGUUGGCUCGUAGUUUUGCGAUGAAAAAAUUGGGGAUGCAACGUUAUUUCCUUGGGAUUGAGGUUGUUUCAUCUCUAAAGGGGUAUAUUUUAUCUCAAUCAAAAUAUAUAUGUGAUAUAUUUGAUCGUGCUCAUCUUAUUGAUAAUAAGAUUGUGGAUACUCCAAUUGAAACCAAUGCUCGGUAUUCCCUAACCGAUGGCUCACAUUUGCCAGAUCCAGCUAGGGAUGGCAAUGGGUACCCCUUGGUUUACCUCACCAUCACUCGUCCUGAUAUUGCUCAUGCUAUACACAUUGUUAGUCAGUUUGUUACUACGCCUACUUUAGUUCAUUGGAGUGAUGUUCUUCGUAUUCUCAAGUAUCUUCGGGGAACUCGGUUUCAGAGUCUUCUCCUUUCUUCCUCUUUUUUCUUGGAUCUUCGAGCGUUCUCUAAUGCUGAUUGGACUAGUGAUCCCUCCGAUCGCAAGUCCACCAUAGGGUUUUGUAUCUUUCUUGGUGAUUCUUUGAUUUCAUGGAAGAGCAAGAAACAAGAUGUGAUCUCUAGAUCUUCCACGGAAACUGAGUAUCGUGCUAUGGCCUCUACGACCUGUGAGACUAUUUGGUUACGAUGGUAA
Molecule: messenger RNA, 927 nt
Organism: Impatiens glandulifera
Lineage: Eukaryota; Viridiplantae; Streptophyta; Magnoliopsida; Ericales; Balsaminaceae
Exons: 3
Coding region: 1-927 (308 amino acids)
Source: RefSeq, a predicted model, not a curated record